GGACUGGAACCAGACAUGGUAUACAAACACACCAAGAUUCACCUGGUGCUUUGAGAGUACAGUCAUUGCUUGGAUCCCUUGUGUGUACCUUUGGAUCUGUUUUCCUUUCUACUACUUGUAUCUUCGACACAAAAACAAAGGCUAUAUCAGGAUGUCCUACAUCUUCAAAACCAAAAUGGUCCUUGGAUUCAUCCUGGUAAUACUGUGUUUUUCUAAUGUCUUCUUCGUACUGUGGGAAAUAAACCAAAGAAUCCCACGGGCUCCAGCAUUCUUCAUUAGCCCUGCCGUGGUGGGAAUCACAAUGAUCCUUGCCCUGUUCCUUACCCAGGAGGAAAGAAUGAUGGGCAUCCAGUCUUCAGGCAUCCUGUUGAUUUACUGGCUGCUCUCAUUCAUGGCUGCAGUUGUGAUGUUUAUUUCCAAAGUCCAACGUGCCCUAGAAAGAGGCUUCCUGGAAGACUAUUUCCGCCAUGUUACAACUUACCUUUAUGCUAGCCUGGUACUAGGAGAACUUGUGUUAUUCUGCUUAGUUGAUCACCCUCCUUUCUUCUCUAAAGCCACCAACAAUCCUAAUCAGUGUCCAGAAGCCAGCAGCUCUUUUCUUUCCAAAAUCACAUACUGGUGGUUCUCUGGGCUUGUCUGGAAAGGCUGUCGGCAGUCCUUGGGGAUGGAUGACUUGUGGCCAGUGAGGAAAGAGGACUCCUCUGAAGAACUUGUUGCCUGUGCUCAAAGAGAGUGGAAGAAGUGUCAUAGCAGAACCCAGCAAAAAGUGGAGUCAGCUACAUUUAAAAAGAGUCAGAAGAGUGAAACUGGAAUGGUAGAAGCUGAAGAGACAGAGGUUCUACUGCAAUCAGAGCACAGUCAGAGCGGGCCCUUACUGAAAGUGUUUUGGAGCAUGUUUGGAACCUAUUUCCUUCUCAGCACUGUCUGCUUAGUUAUCUGUGAUGUAUUCUUGUUCUCCAUCCCAAAGUUACUGAGCCUUUUCCUGGAGUUCAUCGAAGAUCAAGAAGCACCUAGCUGGCAUGGUUAUUUCUAUGCCUUUACUAUGUUCCUUUUGGCUUGUGUCCAGACUCUGUUUGAACAACGAUAUAUGUACAUGUGUCUUGUUCUGGGGUUGAGACUGAAAACUGCAGUAACAGGGCUUGUGUACAGGAAGAUCCUAGUUAUGUCAAAUGCAUCAAGGAAAGCAGCAACAGUAGGUGAAAUUGUUAAUCUAGUAUCUGUUGAUGUUCAAAAGCUAAUGGAUCUGAUUAUUUAUUUUAAUGGGACCUGGCUUGCUCCUAUUCGGAUUAUCAUCUGCUUUGUCUUCUUGUGGCAGCUUCUUGGGCCAUCUGCCUUGACUUCGAUUGCUGUAUUCCUUUUUCUUUUGCCUCUGAAUUUCAUCAUCACCAAGAAGAGGAGUCAGUUUCAGGAGACUCAGAUGAAACAUAAAGAUGAGCGGGCCAAACUCACAAAUGCCAUUCUCAGUGACAUUAAAGUGAUCAAACUGUACGGCUGGGAGAAAACCUUCAUGGAUAAAGUGCUUGGUAUCCGGAAGCAAGAACUUCAGGCCCUAAAAAGAUCUCAGAUUCUCUUCUCAGCAUCUCUAGCUUCUUUCCAUUCAUCAACUUUCCUGAUUGCAUUUGUCAUGUUUGCUGUCUACACCCUGGUGAAUAACACACAUGUCCUGGAUGCUCAGAAGGCCUUUGUAUCUUUAACACUGAUCAACAUUCUCAACACUGCGCACUCCUUCCUGCCCUUCUCCAUAAACGCUGUUGUCCAGGCCAAAGUUUCUUUAAACCGCUUAGCGGCUUUUCUGAAUCUGGAAGAACUGAAUCCUGAGAGCUCAAGCAGAAAAACUUCUGACUGUGGUGAGAUUUUUAUCACCAUAAGAAAUGGGACUUUUCGCUGGAGCAAAGAAACUUCUCCUUGUCUUAGAAGAAUAGAUCUUACCGUGCCCCAAGGCUCCUUGCUUGCUGUAGUUGGCCAGGUGGGUGCUGGAAAGUCCUCCUUGCUGUCAGCGUUACUUGGUGAGCUAGAGAAGAUGGAUGGCUGCAUGACCAUGAAGGGCACUGCAGCUUAUGUCCCCCAGCAAGCCUGGAUACAGAAUGCUUCAGUGGAAGAUAAUAUUCUCUUUGGGAAAGAGAUGAACGAAACAUGGUUCAAUAGAGUGAUAGAUGCUUGUGCACUGCAACCUGAUUUGGAGAGCUUCCCUGCAGGGCGGAAGAGUGAAAUAGGAGAGAAGGGAAUAAAUAUAUCUGGAGGGCAGAAGCAAAGAGUGAACCUUGCACGUGCUGUGUAUCAGGUGGCUUCGAUUUACCUUCUAGAUGAUCCCCUCUCAGCUGUUGAUGCCCAUGUUGGACAGCACAUUUUUGAACAUGUUCUUGGACCCAACGGCUUACUGAAGGACAAGACUCGUGUGCUGGUGACUCACACUAUCAACAUUUUGCCUCAAGUGGACAACAUUGUUUUUCUGGUGGAUGGAAUGAUCUCAGAAAUUGGUUCCUACCAAGAACUUCUACAGAGAAAUGGAGCCUUUGCAGAAUUUCUUCAUUCACACAUUACUGCAGAAGAGAAGGCAGGCACUGGUUUUCCAGCUAUUGGAGACACCAAAGGCACCAUCACCUCUAGAAAUGGUCCAUCACAGGAGAAGCUCUUUAGUGACCAUUCAGUUAAAUCUUCUGCUAUGGGAAGGGAGACCAUUCCUUUAAGUCAAGACUGUACCACUGCUGCAGCCACCAAAGGAAGAUUAACCAAGGGAGAGCAAACUCAGCAUGGCAGGGUUAAUACUUUGAUUUAUGCAGACUACCUGAAGGCGACAGGCUUACCACUGUGGGUGUACAUCAUUCUGCUGUUCACGUGUCAGCAAGCUGUGUCAUUUUCUCGUGGUUACUGGCUCAGCAUGUGGACAGAUGACCCUGUCCACAACGGGACACAACAGCACACAGAGCUGAGAGUUGGAGUCUUUGGUGCACUAGGAGUCAUUCAAGCUCUUAGCAGAUUUGCCUCCACAGCAGCAGUCCUUCUAGGUGGCGUGUUAGCAUCGCACAAGCUCUUUCUGCAGUUGCUGAGGAACGUUGUUAGAUCCCCAAUGGUCUUCUUUGAGCAAACACCCAUUGGAAACUUGCUGAACCGCUUCUCCAGAGACAUGGAUGCUAUUGACUCCGUCAUCCCUGACAAGCUGAAGUCCUUGCUGGGAUUCUUGUUCAACUUGCUGGAGAUCUACCUUGUGAUUAUAGUGGCUACACCAAGGGCAGCAAUGGCCAUAGUGCCCUUGACUGUUCUUUAUGCUGCAUUCCAGCACUUCUACGUCAUCACCUCCUGCCAGCUGAGACGCAUAGAGGCUGCCAGGAGGUCACCCAUCUACUCCCACAUUUCAGAAACUUUCCAAGGGAGCAGUGUGAUCCGUGCUUACAAGGACCAGGAGAGGUUUAUUUUGAAGAGCAAUUUUCUAGUGGAUGAGAAUCAAUGCAUAUGCUUCCCUGGAGCAGUUGCUGACAGGUGGCUUGCUACAAACCUGGAGUUUCUAGGCAAUGGCAUUGUGUUGUUCGCAGCACUGUUUGCAACAAUGGGCAGAACACAUCUUAGUCCAGGAGCUGCUGGCUUCUCCAUUUCAUAUGCUCUUCAGAUAACUGGUGUUCUGAACUGGAUGGUGCGGUCCUGGACAGAAAUAGAGAACAACAUUGUUUCUGUGGAGAGAGUGAGGGAAUACUUAAGGACUCCUAAGGAGGCACCCUGGACUCUGGAUGGCAAACUUCACAGUCAGGGCUGGCUCACGGAAGGAAGAAUUGAAUUUAGAAACUAUAGUUUGCGAUACAGGCCAGAUUUGGAGCUAGCACUGAAGAACAUCAAUCUAACCAUCAAUGGGCAAGAGAAGAUUGGCAUAACCGGAAGAACAGGAGCUGGGAAAUCUACUCUUGCUGUGGGCUUGUUGCGAUUAGUGGAAGCUGCGGAAGGAGCGAUCCUAAUUGAUGGAGUAGAUAUUACUCAACUAGGUCUCCAUGACCUUAGAACCAAGAUAACUGUCAUUCCCCAGGAUCCAGUUCUGUUUUCUGGCUCUCUAAGAAUGAAUCUCGACCCAUUAAACCGAUACACUGAUGCAGACAUCUGGACGGCUUUGGAACUGACUCAGCUCAAGAACUUUGUUGCAGAUUUGCCAGAUCAGUUGGAAUAUAAGUGCACUGACCAAGGGGAAAACCUGAGCACUGGUCAGAAACAGCUGGUUUGUCUGGCCAGAGCACUUCUCCAGAAAGCCAAAAUCCUCAUUCUAGAUGAGGCCACAGGAGCAGUAGAUUUAGAAACUGAUCUCCAGAUUCAGUCCACCCUGAAGAUGCAGUUCAAAGACAGCACAGUGUUAACAAUAGCUCACCGGAUAAACACCGUCAUGGACUGCGACAGGAUUUUAGUCUUGGAAAAUGGUCAGAUAGCUGAAUUUGAUACUCUGGAACACUUAAUAGCUCAGAAGGGACUGUUCUACAGACUGAUGGAAGAAUCGGGCCUCGCGUGA
Antrostomus carolinensis (chuck-will's-widow) is the source of this 4483-nucleotide messenger RNA. RefSeq names its product multidrug resistance-associated protein 6. The record is from RefSeq and is a predicted model, not a curated record. NCBI's taxonomy places the organism in Eukaryota, Metazoa, Chordata, Aves, Caprimulgiformes, Caprimulgidae. Gene Ontology annotation, cellular component: membrane. Gene Ontology annotation, biological process: transmembrane transport. Gene Ontology annotation, molecular function: ATP binding; ABC-type transporter activity; ATP hydrolysis activity. The coding region runs from base 152 to 4483 and encodes 1443 amino acids. The transcript has 30 exons.